GAAGCUGUUUUUCACAACGCUUCUGCAAUCCGACAGCUCAGCUCAUUUUUUUCUUCUCCGCUUGGUUCAGCUACAACUCGAACUUAAACAUGGUGUCCAUGGGACGGCAGAUGCUGGGCUUUAUCCUGGCCAUCAUUGGCUUCAUAGGAACCAUCAUCGUCUGCGCUCUGCCCAUGUGGAAGGUGACGGCCUUCAUUGGAGCCAACAUUGUGACGGCGCAGAUUAUCUGGGAAGGCUUAUGGAUGAACUGUGUGAUGCAGAGCACAGGGCAGAUGCAGUGCAAGAUCUAUGACUCUCUGCUGGCUCUGCCUCAAGACCUUCAGGCUGCCAGGGCUCUGGUAGUCGUCGCUAUCAUCGUGGCUGCUAUGGGAAUCAUCCUGGGUGUCGCUGGAGGAAAGUGCACCAACUUUGUGGAGGAGCCCCGAGCCAAAGUCAGAGUGGCCAUUGCUUCUGGGGUGGUCUUCAUCUGCGCUGGAGUGCUUGUCCUGAUCCCUGUGUGCUGGUCUGCCAACACCAUCAUCAGGGACUUCUACAACCCCAUCAUGACCAACGCCCAGAGAAGAGAGUUGGGGGCUGCGCUCUACGUCGGCUGGGGCACGGCUGCGCUUCUUCUCCUGGGAGGAGCCCUCCUGUGCAGCUCCUGUCCUCCCAAGAAUAAUGCUCCAGAGUAUCCAGUCAAGUACAGCGGAGGCUACAGCGGAGGCUACGGCGCACCCAGAUCAGUAGCCAGAUCCUCAGCUAACAGCCGAGCCUACGUCUGACAGCACUAAUCUGCUGAGAAAUGACUGUAAAUUAUUAACGUUUUUAAACAAUCUACCUUCAGGGUUAUUUACAUUCUGAGAGGCUGGAUUCUUUAACAAAUCUAAGAAUCCCCAUCUGGAAAAAAGACUAUAGCUUCUGAACAAGAAGGGACAAAGCUAUGGUGUGAACUGCGGUCCUGGCACUAAGGAUCCCCAAUAUUUACAUCAACAGGACUAUAAAACACUUGUAAGAGUAAGAGAGGUUCUAUUUAGA
Messenger RNA from Cyprinodon tularosa, 1014 nucleotides. It is a transcript of the gene cldne, whose product is annotated as claudin e. Gene Ontology annotation, biological process: cell adhesion; bicellular tight junction assembly. The record is from RefSeq and is a predicted model, not a curated record. Bases 90 to 761 code for a protein of 223 amino acids. Lineage: Eukaryota; Metazoa; Chordata; Actinopteri; Cyprinodontiformes; Cyprinodontidae. Gene Ontology annotation, cellular component: bicellular tight junction; plasma membrane. The transcript has a single exon. Gene Ontology annotation, molecular function: structural molecule activity.